Messenger RNA from Triplophysa dalaica, 7320 nucleotides. RefSeq lists its product as uncharacterized. The record is from RefSeq and is a predicted model, not a curated record. The transcript is spliced from 15 exons. Lineage: Eukaryota; Metazoa; Chordata; Actinopteri; Cypriniformes; Nemacheilidae. Bases 179 to 1621 code for a protein of 480 amino acids.
GCGGGCAAAACACUUAAACGGCGUCUUAUUAUUAUAUGAAUUACUAGAGAUGACGCGUUCUCCUUUAUUACGUCACUCAGAAAGUCUUUAAGACCCACAGGCAGAGACAGAUUUGUCAUUUCUCUUCACAGCACAACCGAUUCAACAUAUAACAGCGACCAACAGAUAUCCAGAGCAAAUGGCGAAAACUCAACGAUCUCGAUUAGGAAAAGUGUUUUAUGAAUUAUUUUGUUUGCCUGUUAUUCUCGACUGCCAUUGCGAGGAGUGUGAACCGAGAGGAUCUCCUGAGCUCGACAUCUUGAGCGUUUUAACUGAAUCUGAAGUGUUUGUCACAGCACAAACAAGCCUGAUCUCACUAAUGGAAGAUAACAAACAAGACAACGUGGAGAUUGUUCCCCGUAAAAAGGGAAAGUGGAAAAAGAGGCUAAAAGUGGUCAAAGAUUUCUUUUGUGAGCCAGUUAUCCUCGACUGCUCAUGUGAGGAGUGUAAGCUAAAAGAAUCUUCUGAGAUCAAGUCCAAGAUUAUUGAUGAAGAAUCUGAGGUGUACGUCACAGCACAGACAAGCUUGAUCUCACUUGUUGAAGAUAACACACAAGACACCGUGGAGAUUGUUCCCCGUAAAAAGGGAAAGUGGAAAAAGAGGCUAAAAGUGGUCAAAGAUUUCUUUUGUGAGCCAGUUAUCCUCGACUGCUCAUGUGAGGAGUGUAAGCUAAAAGAAUCUUCUGAGAUCAAGUCCAAGAUUAUUGAUGAAGAAUCUGAGGUGUACGUCACAGCUCAAACAAGCUUGACGUCCCUUGUGGAAGAUGACAACGAGGAGAUUGUUCCCCGUAAAAAGGGAAAGUGGAAAAAGAGGCUAAAAGUGGUCAAAGAUUUCUUUUGUGAGCCAGUUAUCCUCGACUGCUCAUGUGAGGAGUGUAAGCUAAAAGAAUCUUCUGAGAUCAAGUCCAAGAUUAUUGAUGAAGAAUCUGAGGUGUACGUCACAGCACAGACAAGCUUGAUCUCACUUGUUGAAGAUAACACACAAGACACCGUGGAGAUUGUUCCCCGUAAAAAGGGAAAGUGGAAAAAGAGGCUAAAAGUGGUCAAAGAUUUCUUUUGUGAGCCAGUUAUCCUCGACUGCUCAUGUGAGGAGUGUAAGCUAAAAGAAUCUUCUGAGAUCAAGUCCAAGAUUAAUGAUGAAGAAUCCGAGGUGUACGUCACAGCUCAAACAAGCUUGACGUCCCUUGUGGAAGAUGACAACCAGGAGGUUUUCUUCGACUGCUUAAGCGAGUUGUGUAGUCCUGAAGCAUCUCCUGAGCUCGACUCCCAGAGCAUUGAUGAAGAAUCCGAGGUGUACGUCACAGCACAGACAAGCUUGAUCACACUUGUGGAAGUCAAUGCCACACAAGACAACGUGGAGAUUGUUCCCCGUAAAAAGGGAAAGUGGAAAAAGAGGCUAAAAGUGGUCAAAGAUUUCUUUUGUGAGCCAGUUAUCCUCGACUGCUCAUGUGAGGAGUGUAAGCUAAAAGAAUCUUCUGAGAUCAAGUCCAAGAUUAUUGAUGAAGAAUCUGAGGUGUACGUCACAGCGCAAACCAGCUUGACGUCACUUGUUGAAGAUAACACACAAGACACCGAGGAGUGACGCAGAGGAGCGGACUUCUCCCUUCUGAUGGCGGAUCCCCCUCGGUGAGUGGACUCUUCCUCAGUGGCGGAUUUCUCCUCCGAAGCGCAGACUUCCCCUGGGCGUCUCGGCAGCGAGCUAUAGAUUUAGAAAAGCAGGUCUUUUUCAGGACCAAUAUUCUCACAGUUUCCACUCUCAUCCAGGAGGGAGGACGGACACAAUGGCUACCCCGGGUGUUGGGCUUCCGGCAUCUGGGGCGGCCGUUGUGGAUCAGUUCUGUCUGCACUGCGGGCGGUGUAUGAUUCAGACGUUGCGUCACGGGCGGCUGUGAUCCCACGGGACUCAGCCGCCAACUCGCUGCUUCCCGUUUCGUGACGGCAUUGGCUACGGCCCUGCCGUCUGCGGCGGGGAGGGGCGAGGGUGAUGUUGGCAUGUGAACGUCUUUCGUCAGCCACUGGCUGGCGGAUCGUUCGCACCUCGCCUCGUCUGACCGUUCCCCAAGAGACGGUCCCACCGUCUUGUUCCUACACCACGCGCCGGAAACGGUGUGUGGUGAUGAUGAGAUGUUGCAAGCUGUGUUCUUGGGUAUGACAGACCCAUCUUCGAGUCUGACGGGCACCAGGUGUGGCGGUCACAGCGGCUACGUUCUCCGGAAUGUUGCCGCAACCCCAUCUGUUCCCUGUGCGUGACCGCCGCCACGGCGAGGUUGAACGCUUCAGCGAACGUCGGGGGUGAUCGGGGAUUCCCGUGUUUGUUAUUCCGCCAGCUUCGGCUCGCGGGUCAUUCAUGCCCCGACACGCUCACCUGGCUCGUCCCCGAUGGGCGGUGGUGACCGUCCCAUAUCGGACAAGACUCGACAACGUGCUCUGUCAUAACAUCUGAUAGCUACCUCCGGUCAUCAGAUGCGAAGCCCCUUGGAGCUCCCGCCUUCGGGAGGUCGAGCUCAAGAGGAGGCAUCGCAGAGAUGACGGCCGUGCUUCCCCGGGCCGGAGAUGCACGUUGAGCUCACUAGACGUGGAGUAUGCCGUUCGCGGCUUGCUCCUGUCUGAUGCGAAGCCCCUUAGAGCUCCUGCCUCUGGGCGGUCGAGCUCAGGAGGCAACGCAAAAGUGAGGGCCGUGCUUCCCCGGACUUCCCCGGAGAUCCACGUGGAGCUCAUUAGACGUCGGGUAUGCCGUCCGCGGCGUGCUCCUGUCUGAAGAGCUCAGGGAGCUAUUACUUUCCUGGACAGUGAGGUAGCUAAGGGCAAUGUUGACCACCCAGGUGGUCUAGCAGCCAUGGUGCUCCACGGAUGCUGCCACUUGGAGGAGUCGACAAAGUCUCCCAAGCUGCCUUCACCCUCCACGCUAUGGCGGUCAAUAGGGUCCAAAUGUUUUGGGGACCCAUUGGGUCAUAUGCCAGAGCGUUUGGAUCUGGUUGAUGGGAAGGUCAACCCGGCUGUGCACCGCCACAGGCCUCGCGCGACAAAGGUCAGGGUGUGUGCCCUGGGUUGGACGAUGUCCACGAUAGUGGUCCAAGGAUCUGUAGCUCAACCUUGCACGAUGAAGCUCGGAAGGUCGGCCUUCUUGGACACCGCGCAGGCUGCUCUGGAUGGUGACACUGUGGAGAUAUUCUAUGGUGAAGAAGCCUACUGUUCCGUGACCCGAUCAUCUAUGGAUGCUGAGGUCCUGCGCACAGCCUGCCCUCCAUCAGCCCCGCCACCCCGCGGUGGCCCCUCUGAUUCUGGGCCCUCCAAGGAUGGCCCGUCAGCGAUGUGGAGCCACGCAGGAGGAGGCCUCUACCCUGUUGGGUAACUGGCGAGGGUGAUGUGGGCAUGUGAACGUCUUUCGUCAGCCACUGGCUGGCGGAUCGUUCGCACCUCGCCUCGUCUGACCGUUCCCCAAGAGACGGUCCCACCGUCUUGUUCCUACACCACGCGCCGGAAACGACGCCUAUACUGCACGUAUGGUUUGUCCUCAGGUGUGGCGGUCACAGCGGCUACGUUCUCCGGAAUGUUGCCGCAACCCCGUCUGUUCCCUGUGCGUGACCGCCGCCAUGGCGAGGUUGAACGCUUCAGUUCGGCUCGCGGGUCAUUCAUGCCCGACACGCUCACCUGGCUCGUCCCCGAUGGGCGGUGGUGACCGUCCCAUAUCGGACAAGACUCGACAACGUGCUCUGUCAUAACGUCUGAUAGCUACCUCCGGUCAUCAGAUGCGAAGCCCCUUGGAGCUCCCUCCUUCGGGAGGUCGAGCUCAAGAGGAGGCAUCGCUGAGAUGACGGCCGUGCUUCCCCGGGCCGGAGAUGCACGUUGAGCUCACUAGACGUGGAGUAUGCCGUUCGCGGCUUGUUCCUGUCUGAUGCGAAGCCCCUUAGAGCUCCUGCCUCUGGGCGGUCGAGCUCAGGAGGUAACGCAAAAGUGAGGGCCGUGCUUCCCCGGACUUCCCCGGAGAUCCACGUGGAGCUCAUUAGACGUCGGGUAUGCCGUCCGCGGCGUGCCCCUGUCUGAAGGGCUCAGGGAGCUAUUACUUUCCUGGACAGUGAGGUAGCUAAGGGCAAUGUUGAGGUGGUCUAGCGGCCCUGGUGCUCCACGGAUGCUGCCACUUGGAGGAGUCGACAAAGUCUCCCAAGCUGCUUUCACCCUCCACGCUAUGGCGGUCAAUAGGGUCCAUAACGUUUUGGGGACCCAUUGGGUCAUAUGCCAGAGCGUUUGGAUCUGGUUGAUGGGAAGGUCGACCCGGCUGUGCACCGCCACAGGCCUCGCGCCUCGAGCGACGAAGGUCAGGGUGUGUGCCCUGGGUUGGACGAUGUCCACGAUAGUGGUCCAAGGAUCUGUAGCUCAACCUUGCACGAUGAAGCUCGGAAGGUCGGCCUUCUUGGACACCGCGCAGGCUGGGCUGGAUGGUGACACUGUGGAGAUAUUCUAUGGUGAAGAAGCAGACUGUUCCGUGACCCGAUCAUCUAUGGAUGCUGAGGUCCUGCGCACAGCCUGCCCUCCAUCAGCCCCGCCUCCCCGCGGUGGCCCCACUGAUACUGGGCCCUCCAAGGAUGGCCCGUCACGCAGGAGGAGGCCUCUACCCUGUUGGGUAACCGCCUCAGAGGGGCCCUGACAGGAGAGCCGUGGCGAUGGAGAGUACACACUCUCUCCGGGCUUCCCCCAGUGAUAUCGCUGCCUUCCGCAAUCUCCUCGUGACGUUGCGUCGGCCGGCGGUAACACUAAGCAGGUAAGUAGGCAGAGCAGUCAAACCUCUCCGGGGUCCCACCCUGUGUAAGGUGACCGCUCUGUCAGCCACUAACCAGCCUCCCUGGCACGGUGAAGCAGAUCAUCCUCCAGUUUCGCAACACGGCACCUGCCGUUACGCACGAUCCAUUUCGCUCAUCACAAUCGCCUGGAGGGUAAGUUUCUUGGUUAACAUAACCUCGUCACCAGGUUCUCAGGAGCGCGACUCCGGCCGCGCUCCGUACCCUCUUAGGACCGUAGAUCCUACAUGGCCUUUGGGCAUGUGAGCCCCUCGGAGACGCCUCUCGUCCUUAUUACGAUGAAGGCCGCUCUUGAUGGCGCUUGCCUCUGCAAGAGGGUAGGGACCUCCAGUAUUCUUCGUGUCCCAUGGGUGCCUGGAAAUUGGGCGGUAGUCUUCUGAGAUACCGGCCUGGUUACGUGCCCAAGGUUCCCACACUCCCUUCCGGGUCCAGGUGGUGAACCUGCAGGCGCUCCCCUCGGGAGAGAAGACCCAACCUCCUACGUGUUGUGUCCAGCGCACUGCGCCUCUACUUGGACCGCACACAGAGCAUUAGCUCUGAGCAGCUCUUGUCUGUUCAGAAGCUGGACCAGGGGAGGGCUGUCUCAGACAGAGGCUUGCGGAUUGGAUUGUGGGCGAACAGUAUUAGCUUGUUGUGUUUUUUGUUGUUGACUAGUUUUGUUUCCAGACUUGCUCAUAUCUAGUUUAAGUGCUAAAGACAAUCUUCUCUGUUAAGGUCUCUCUAUAGUAAAUAAUAUUUGUUUUUUCACAACCCUAUUAGUUAUUUUGAUGUGUGCGUGAGCGUCCUCUACAGUAAUAUCAUCUUCUUUUGUUUCCAUGUUUUAUCUCCGGGUUUCCGGCGACGCCUGAGAUUGACAGAUCCAGCUCCGGUUCGGCCUGAGGAUGUCCCCCUGAUGACCUUUCUCUGUUUUUUCUCUAUCUUCUCUUUUCUCUCAAACUUAGCUACUAAUAUUAUUGCAAAUAGCUGGUUCGCUUAAUAGAUGAUAGAUAAAUGGGCUAAACAUGUAAUAGUAGCAGUCAAUUAUCUUAUUAUUCUAUAUAAUAUGAUGCAAUUCUCAAAGCAUUGUAGCAAGUGAGAGCCUUCAGGUUGACACGGUCGAUCUAAUACGCUCGUCUACAUCUCAUUCAAUUUUGAUACAAUAAUUUAAUAACACUUUGAAUAUAAUGGUCUGAUUACUAGUUAUUUAUCCACCCAAUGAUUAAUUUUAAGAAAAUUCAGGAUAACAGUCCAACACCGCGGUAUAAUGAGCACACGCACGCUCUUAAGAGAGCAGCCCGGAAAAUGGAGCGUAACUUUAAAAAAACAAAAUUAGUGGUUUUUCGCAGAGCAUGGAAGAAUAAAAUUUGAACUUACAGGAAAGCCCUAAAAACAUCUCGAUCAGCCUUCGUUUCAUCAAUAGUAAAAAAAAAUCAGCAAAAUCGACACAAAAAUGAACCAUCAGCGUCAUUAGAUGUUUUGACAUCAGCAUAGUAUUAUUAUAUUAUAUUGCAAUAAGCUAUUAGACUUUUAGAUAUAAAGUAUAAAGAUAUAGAUCAUAUUAAAUCUAUCAUCUAGAUUUAGCUUGUAGAGAUGCAGCAGUAGUGCCAGAGGAGAACUGGUUCCCCUGGCUGGGUCUGGGUUCUCCCGAGGUUUUUUUCUCCACUGGAGUUUUGGGUUCCUCGCCACUGUUUGCACACUUGCUGCACUUGUUUUGCCCGCCGGGGGGCUGCUGACAUCAGCUUUAGAAUUUUGUUCCUAUCAAAUGUUGCAUGUUGCUCUCCUUAGUCUGAUAUGAUGCUCUGCAGAAAGAACAGUUUUUCGUGUAACAGCUGCGACAUUAAUGAUCCACAAGAAAGACAACGUAGCUCAGAAUGAUAAAAAAGCGUUGUGUUCUGCAACACACAGAGAAGCAGAAGAAAAAAAGAAUGAAACUCAAUAAAACGGUCUGCUAAGACAACAGAAUGCAUAACAUCUGCACUGAUUUCUUUCUCAUCCAGACACAACCUCUACCUCCACUAGAAUAGUCUUUGUGCCAUUAACCAGGGUCAGUCAUCUCAUUGAAGCCUUAAUAAAAACUAAUGUUCAGGACAAGUAAACUGUCCAUGCUGCAAAUGCCUUAAAAUAAUCAAACAAUCUAUUUUAAUAAUAAAAAUAAUAGACAGAAACGUAUGUUUGUCCAACAAUAACAUGUAUAAUAGUGCUAAUGUAAUGUCUGAACAUAAUAUACCUGUGACAAUAAGAGUUGUUUCUAUUUAAAUAGCUCUGUUCACACAUUUAGUAUAUAUAUUUUUAUAUUAAAAACGUUGAAGACCCCUGGUUUAAUGUAUCGGUUAUAGUUAAAAUGUUUUCAUGUAAAGCUGCUUCAUGAAAAUUAUAAAAAGCACUAUUUAAAUAAAAGUUGAGUUCAGUUAAGUUGAGUGAGUACUAGACACAAUUUUAUUUUUAUGUUUUUACUUAAGUUCAUGUGUCAAAUCUCUUGUGUAAAUAAACUUAUUUUUUAACUAUA